CGUAGUGGAGGAGGUCGGGACUGCGGGCCGACGCCCACCUUACGGGGGCGGGGCCUGCGUCCCCUUUCCCAGUGUGCGCUGCGCCGCUGGGUCUCCCGCGCGCUUUUUUUUUUUUGUAACCUGUCCCGCUGCAGCCGAGUAAGUGGACGCUUACGAAGUUGGGUGUGACCUUUUCUCAGCCCCCUCAUAGUUAGAUGCUUGAACUCCCUCAGAAAAGCCGAGAUUUUUUUUUCUCACUGCUCCGUAGAAGGAAAUUGUGUGUUGAAAAUUGCCCAGGUCGGAGAAGAACAGGUUGGAGGGACUAAUGCACAGAAACGCGCAGAAAGAAACUGCAGGCAAAUCGGGGUGGGUCGCCUCGGGCCUGUCCCUGCCUGGCGUUGCAGAGGGUGCUGCUGACCUCAGUCAGUCUACGCAGUGCCCAUUCUAGCAGCAGACUCCAGAAAACCGUUUUCUGAAAAACUGGGACACACCCAAGCGCUCUCCCGAAGCUGCACACUACAGACAGAGACGUGAAUUCUGGGUGCAUCGUUACUGUGGAAUUGUUCUGGAAGCAAAAGUGAUAAUAGUCAAAGAAGUUUCCGCUCCCGGGAGAGAAUAUGACACUGGGUGCGAAGUUGACUUAAGUUUGCCUUCGAAAAGAAAACGCCUGUGAGAAAAAAAAGUUUAUGAGGAUUCUUCUUAUUUGAGAACAUUCAAGUAUCUGUUGGAUGUUUUGAGGGAAAGCUAAGCUACGUUUCUGCUUCUGACCCUUCCAUUUACAGCUUUAGUACCUCCGGCAAGUUCUCUAACAUUUCCAUGCCUCAGUUUCUUUACAAAAACUCAAAAAAGUAUGAAUAGAAUAGACCUUUUCAUGAAUACUGGCUACUUGAGGUGGGUGGGUGGGCGCAUUGUUGGGAGUUAGGUAGUUUGGCGCGUUCCCAAACAAUUGCUUUUUCUAACGUCCUCUCAGUAACUGAGAAGAGCUUAGUUCAUUAAGGCCAAUAACUCAGAAAGCCUGAAGAACACUGACUUGAGUCGAUUGAUAGGAUAGUGAAUGGAAACUUUCCCCAUUUUUCGUAUUCCUCAGUACAUUCCAGAGGAAUCCAAAGACAGAAUUAUCUCAGGUGAAGAUGUACUCGGAAUGUUACUGAAGGCUUCACAGUCUCUAGCUCUAUUUUGAAAUGACUGUAGUAAACAUCUCUUGACUGUGCUUCCAGAACCUGUUGAGUCAAAAUAUCAACACCUACUGGCCGUUCAGCAUCAAAGGGUGAAACCGUUUAGAGAUAGAGACCACCAACAAAGCAUCUUCAAAUCAGAAGACAUGCUUUUUAAGACCUUGGGUUUCAUUCAGUGUUGCUUGAGCAGCUCACGGAUUUCUGUAGGAAGAGGUGUCUUGCCACUAAAGCCCUGGUACCAAAAGGGGGCAGUUGUGUCUGUGUAUUCCAGUAACACCUCAGUUAGUACUGCCAUAAAUUCCUUCUAUAUUGAUAAAGUUCAACAAAACAAGUAUGAACCAUUCUUUUCCCAGUCCAUUGGAAAUCCACUUGUUUUUAGAUGCUUGGAUGGCAUAUUCAUUGAUGGAAAUGACCAAGUAAUACCAUGAAUUAUAUUCAACUCAUGUUUUCAACUCUGGGAGUUCAGCGCUGGGAGAGACCGACAGCCUUUAAGAAUGAGUGAUGGUACAGGGUUAACAUCAGAAAUUCACAAUCCACUGACUAGAGGACAGUAUGUCAAUGAUUGUUCAGACAGUAAGCUGGCAUGAUGAGGCUUUUGACAGGAGGUACAACAAUGGCUAAUUCUUCUUCACCAUGUGACUGAGUACAAAGGCAAUUGAAUAACAGUACUUAAGCUGCUGUAACUUUGAGAAGAGAUGACUUUUGAUCAUUAGUGUUUUAGAGUUGUUAAAUGAUUCCAGAGUAUUUUAUUGGUGUUGUAGCAUAACCUAACGAACUCAACACUAGACUAGUAUACCCUUUCUGCUGAUAAGUUUGGGAGUCGUCCGUUUAUUGGCUUGACUUUCCCACAAGUAAAACCCUGACCCUCUGGAAAUAGGCCUGGCUCCUUCAUUUAACCAAAUGACUGUCUGGCACCCUUAGUUCCUGAUAUUUCAAAAGUAAACUAUCAAGUUGAGCAUGAUGGUGCGUGGUUAUUAUUCUAUCACUGGAAAUAAUCACUGAAGCAGGAGGGCCACGAGUUCAAGGUUAACAUGGGCUGCGUAAGAAGACCCUGUCUCAAACAAACAAGGGAAAACAUCUGUGUUUAUUACAUAGGUUUAUGUAUAAUCUAAACACAUGUACUACUUUAAAUUUUUACUUUCCUCCAUAUUAGUAAUAUUCUGAGUGUGUUCCAUUCGUUAAGCAUCAUAAUUCAAUAGUGUUUUUUACUCUCACCCUGUGUUGUGACUUUUUCUCCAAAAUGAUGCGCCUCUUCCUAGACAGAGCCGCUAAUGUGUUAUUAGGAAUUUGAUAUGUCUGCAGUUUGCCCUGUAAAACUGAAGCAAAUCUCCCAAACAUGCCUACAGCUGCGACAAAGUCAG
Molecule: messenger RNA, 2515 nt
Organism: Peromyscus californicus insignis
Lineage: Eukaryota; Metazoa; Chordata; Mammalia; Rodentia; Cricetidae
Gene: Setd9
Product: SET domain containing 9
Source: RefSeq, a predicted model, not a curated record